Molecule: messenger RNA, 3805 nt
Organism: Brienomyrus brachyistius
Lineage: Eukaryota; Metazoa; Chordata; Actinopteri; Osteoglossiformes; Mormyridae
Gene: grm1b
Product: glutamate receptor, metabotropic 1b
Exons: 8
Coding region: 1-3468 (1155 amino acids)
Biological process (GO): G protein-coupled glutamate receptor signaling pathway; regulation of synaptic transmission, glutamatergic
Cellular component (GO): postsynaptic density membrane
Molecular function (GO): G protein-coupled receptor activity involved in regulation of postsynaptic membrane potential; adenylate cyclase inhibiting G protein-coupled glutamate receptor activity
Source: RefSeq, a predicted model, not a curated record
AUGAGCUUGAUCGUUGCCUUGCUGUUCCCAGGCGUGCUGCUUAGCGCAUUUGUGCUGGCCAGUGACAUAUUCGAGCGGUCGCUGGUGCCCAGAGCCGCAUCGCGAUCCGUGGCGAGGAUGGAUGGUGAUAUAAUAAUCGGGGCUCUCUUCUCUGUGCACCACCAGCCGUCUGCCGAGAAGGUGGCGGAGAGGAAGUGUGGGGAGGUCAGGGAGCAGUACGGUAUUCAGAGGGUGGAGGCGAUGUUUCACACGCUGGAUCUCAUAAACGCGGACCCCAACCUCUUACCCAACAUCAGCUUGGGCUGUGAGAUAAGGGACUCUUGCUGGCACUCGUCCGUGGCCUUGGAGCAAAGCAUCGAGUUCAUCCGGGACUCCCUCAUCUCCAUACGGGAUGACAAGGAGGGUUCCAAGUGGUGCGUCGACGGCACCCCCUCGAACCAGCCCCCCGCCACCAAAAAGCCCAUCGCUGGGGUCAUUGGCCCGGGUUCGAGCUCAGUGGCAAUUCAGGUGCAGAAUCUGCUGCAGCUCUUCAACAUUCCCCAGAUCGCCUACUCGGCGACCAGCAUCGACCUGAGCGACAAAACACUCUUCAAGUACUUCCUGCGAGUCGUCCCCUCUGACACCCUGCAGGCCAGGGCGUUGUUGGACAUAGUCAAACGCUACAACUGGACCUACGUGUCUGCAGUGCACACAGAGGGCAACUACGGGGAGAGCGGAAUGGAGGCCUUCAAGGAGCUGGCCUCCCAGGAGGGCCUGUGCAUCGCCCACUCGGACAAGAUCUACAGCAACGCCGGCGAGAAGCACUUCGACCGGCUGCUCAGGAAGCUGCGGGAGCGACUGCCCAAGGCGCGCGUGGUCGUCUGCUUCUGCGAGGGCAUGACGGUGCGCGGCCUCCUCAUGGCCAUGCGGCGGCUGGGCGUGGCCGGGGAGUUCCUACUCAUCGGAAGUGACGGAUGGGCGGAUCGGGACGAGGUCGUGGAGGGCUAUGAACAGGAAGCAGUGGGCGGCAUCACCAUGAAGCUGCAGUCCGCCGAGGUCACCUCCUUCGACGACUACUUCCUGAAGCUGCGUCUGGACACCAACACCCGGAACCCCUGGUUCGCCGAGUUCUGGCAGCAUCGUUUCCAGUGCCGGAUUCCUGGUCACCCACAGGAGAACACAAACUACCAUAAGAACUGCUCAGGUUAUGAAAGCCUGGAGGACAACUACGUGCAGGACAGCAAGAUGGGCUUCGUCAUCAACGCCAUCUACGCUAUGGCCCACGGCCUGCACGACAUGCACCGCGCCCUCUGCCCGGACCACGUGGGCCUCUGCGAGGCCAUGGAUCCCAUCGACGGAAGCAAGCUGCUGGACUACCUGCUGAAAACCUCUUUCACGGGCGUUUCCGGAGAGGAAGUGUGGUUCGACGAGAACGGCGACACGCCUGGAAGAUACGACAUCAUGAACCUGCAGGAUGUGGAAUCCGGGCAGUACGACUACAUAAACGUGGGCUCCUGGCACGAGGGCAUCCUCAAUAUCGACGACUACAAGAUCCUGAUGAACCGCACAGAGAUGGUUCGCUCCGUCUGCAGCGAGCCCUGCUCCAAGGGCCAGAUCAAGGUGAUCAGGAAAGGAGAAGUCAGCUGCUGCUGGAUCUGCACCUCCUGCAAGGACAACGAGUACGUCCAGGACGAAUUCACCUGCAAGGCGUGCGAGCUGGGCUGGUGGCCGGACGAGGAGCUCGAAGGAUGCCUGCCAAUUCCUCUAAGAUACCUUCAGUGGAGCAACGCGGAGUCCAUAGUGGCCGUGGUGUUUUCCUGCCUUGGCAUUCUCGUCACCAUGUUCGUGACGUUCAUCUUCGUGCUGUACCGGGACACCCCUGUGGUGAAGUCCUCCAGCCGCGAGCUCUGCUACAUCAUCCUAGCGGGGAUCUUCCUGGGCUACAUCUGCCCAUUUACCCUCAUCGCCCGGCCCACUGUGGCCUCCUGCUACUUGCAGCGUCUUCUGGUGGGACUCUCUGCCGCCAUGUGCUACUCCGCCCUGGUAACCAAGACCAACCGCAUCGCCCGCAUCCUGGCGGGCAGCAAGAAGAAGAUCUGCACGCGCAAGCCGCGCUUCAUGAGCGCCUGGGCCCAAGUGGUGAUCGCCUUCAUCCUAAUCAGCAUCCAGCUCACCUUGGAGGUCACGCUUCUCAUCCUGGAGCCACCUGAGCCCGUCAAGUCCUACCCCAGCAUCAGGGAGGUCUUCCUCAUAUGCAACACCAGCAACAUGGGUGUGGUGGCACCACUGGGCUACAACGGCCUGCUGAUCAUGAGCUGCACCUACUACGCCUUCAAGACGCGCAACGUGCCGGCCAACUUCAACGAGGCCAAGUACAUCGCCUUCACCAUGUACACCACCUGCAUCAUUUGGCUGGCCUUCGUGCCCAUCUACUUCGGCAGCAACUACAAGAUCAUCACCACCUCCUUCUCCGUCAGUCUGAGUGUGACUGUGGCCCUGGGCUGCAUGUUCACGCCCAAGAUGUACAUCAUCAUCGCCAAGCCCGAGCGCAAUGUGCGCAGCGCCUUCACCACCUCAGACGUUGUGCGCAUGCAUGUGGGAGACGGCAAGGCCAACUGUAGGAACAGUAGCUUGCUUAACAUGUUCAGGAGGAAGAAGAACGCCCCAGGAAGUGCCAAUUCUAAUGGAAAGUCUGUGUCAUGGUCUGAACCAGGUGCAAGACAACCACCCAAGGGGGAACACAUGUGGCACAGACUGUCUGUACAUGUGAAGAGACAGGAAACAGGCUCCAAUCAGACAGCAGUCAUCAAACCCCUAACUAAAGCCUCCCACAACACUGGCCUCAACUUUUCUGACCUCAGCACCAAGACUCUGUAUAAUGUCGCCGAGGAGGACGAGGGCGACCCCAUCCGAUACAACCCUCCCAGCAGCCCUCCCAUGAUGAUCGAGAGGCCCCCGUCGGGGCCGACAAAGGAGCCGGAGGGACUGCAGAUGUACAUGACACAGCACCUCCAGAACCUCCUGCCCCAGCAAGUAGACAUAGAGCAGCUGCAGGAGAUGGUUGACAAAUUCAACGCCAACAUCCCCGACCUGAGCGACCUGAUCAACCUCGAGGGCCCGGAUGACGGGGUGAGGCCCGUUUUUCCGCCCCACGUCGUCCAGCAGCAGGUCUUGUCCCAGCCGAUCGCCGUUUUCGGCGACCUGGCCGCGUCUCCCGAGGAAGAGGUGGAGAGCGAGCAUUUCAACCUCAUUCUCGGCUACAUGGGAGAUGACGUCACCGUUCACGAGGAAGAGGAGAUGGCCCAGGCUAAAAUCGCUAUUGAGGAAUCCCCGGCCCUCACUCCCCCAACCCCUUUUAAGGAUUUAAUGGAAUCUGGCACCCCCUUCAACAAUUCCCCUGUAUCAGAGUCAAUAUUGUGCACACCGCCAAGCGUGACAUACGCAUCUAUCAUCCUGAGAGACUAUAAGCAGAGCUCAUCUACGCUGUGACAUUACAUGCAAAUUGUCCAAUCAGUUUUGAUUUUGCUAUAAAAAAAAAAGUCCUGGUGGUGAAUGGAAUGUCAGGGAUUGGCUAAGGAUUGGGGGAGCCCUGCCCCCUCCCUGUUUCUGAUGAAUGUUGGCUCAACUUUUGCCACCCGUUUUGAGGGACGCACAAGGUCCCGAAUGGACCUGUGAGCGUCAGUUUGGGAAAGAAGCGGACGAUGUUGUAUAACUCAACCCAUGGAUAUACUUUGACUGACUUAAAAAAAAACAAAACUAAACUUUCUCUGUUUCUUGAAAGAAAAUAAUGUGAAUUCAAAAUGAAAUAUCUAUGUAUUUAAUCACA